This is a messenger RNA of Paraglomus occultum, 153 nucleotides long. The record is from the annotation of a GenBank genome assembly. NCBI's taxonomy places the organism in Eukaryota, Fungi, Glomeromycota, Glomeromycetes, Paraglomerales, Paraglomeraceae.
AUGGACGAUGAAAAUCAGUUGAGGGAGGAGCUGCAUGCAGAUAUUGGAGCACUUGAUCUAUCAGGAGAUCAUAGACAUGAAGUUGAAGACGUGGAAGAUGUAGGAGUGGAGGAUGUAGAUGUAGAAAAUGUAGACGAGGAUAAUAGUACAUAG